CUUCUUUUUAAAACUCUUUUGGAAACACUUGGACAAGAAAGAACAAUUUCGCGAUCAAGAAUUUGCGCAACCUAGAUUCUAUUCAUAUUGUGAAAUCAAAUCUCACCAAUUCAUUUUUUAUUUUCAAAUAAAUACUUAGUAUAUAUAUUUUAACAAGGCGUCUUCCUGGAUUAUUAUUUAUUUGUAAUAUUGUCCUGGAAUAUUUGGUUUUUCAAGGAAACUCGGGUUACAAAUUGGGGGCUCGUCCGGGAAUUCGUCUUGUAUAUUUACACAAUUCAUUCUUUGGUAUUAUAGUGUAUUUAAGAGUUUUAUUUAUUUCUAUUUAGCUGUAUUAAGAGCCAAGAUGUCAAAAUUAGUAGAAUAUGCAACUGAUUGGGCCAAUAGUGUAAGUUACCCCAUUGAUAAAUGUAUUUUACUUUUAGCACCAAGAACAAAAAUGGCUACUUCUAGGCUGUUUAUAAAGUUGUGUGCUGCUUUGCCAGUGGAGGAGGUCAAGAGAAGGAAUGAGGUCGAUAGGCAUGAUUUACAGAAAACUUUCGUUCUCGCCAGACUUUCUGUGAAGACAAUUGAUUUAACCAUUCCUGAAACCAUUGAAGUCUCUGAAAAGAGUGACCUUAUUGAAUUCACCCCUAUUAUAAUCACAGCCAAUCCUCAACCAGGGCCGUCCACAUCCACUGCCCCAUCCAAUCAAACUCUGGCAUCAUCUCAGAAAGAGCUACUAGAUGUGGCACGUUUGUCCAUAAGUUAUAGAAAGUUAAGGGUAUUUUCUGGGAGCACCGUGCACGGAAAAGACGAGGAUCCAUAUCAUGUGUGGAAAACACAGGCAAAAGCCCUCAUAGAAGAAGCUGAAACCGAGGUGUCGCAAGCUGAAAAGCGAAGACGACUAAGGGAGGCGCUGCGCUCUCCUGCCCUAGAAGUAAUCGACGACCUGCGGAGAGAAAAUCCAUCAGCUACGGCGAAGGACUAUCUCCAAGCCCUAGAGGUAGUGUAUGGAUCUACACUGACAGGUGAAGAGUUGUUCCACCAAUUCUUUGCCAUUGAACAAAAAGCAGGGGAGACACCCUCUCACUACCUAAGUCGUCUACAGGGAGCCCUGAGACAUGUUCUGCAGAAGGGUGGUAUUCCAGAAGAUAAGAUGAAUGCUGUAAUACUAAAACAGUUCAUUCGAGGAAUCAUCUAUGAGCCACUGCUGCUAGUAGACCUCCGUUUAAGAGAGCUUCACGAAACACCACCAACAUACCUGACUCUACUAGGUAAAGUCAGGCGAUGGGAGGAAGAGACGUCAAAUAAACAAGAAAAGGCUAAGGGUCAAAGCCGAAAUUCUGUUGCAGCAGCACAUACUGUCAGCAACAAUGAUUUAGCAGAAAGGAUGAGCAAAAUCGAAAAGAUGUUGAAACAUUCUACAUUAGGUAACGCUCAUGUAAAUCAACAACAACAAAGUCAGCCGCCUCCAAGUAGAGAACGGCGAACCAACCAAAGCUUGGAUCUUCCGAGGUUUUGCUACAACUGUGGUCAAGAUGGACAUAUGAAGCGUAGUUGUGCAAACCAAGCAAAUGCGGCGUUAGUGAAUGGAAAACUAAUUAGUCAUCUUCACCAGCAGGGAAACGCCAAGGGACAUCUGAGAAGGGGCAAACAGAUGUCGAACAAGCAGGAUUAGCCCCACCCUUAGGUGACAUUCCUCUGGGACUGGUGGG
Molecule: messenger RNA, 1694 nt
Organism: Anneissia japonica
Lineage: Eukaryota; Metazoa; Echinodermata; Crinoidea; Comatulida; Comatulidae
Product: paraneoplastic antigen Ma3 homolog
Exons: 1
Coding region: 344-1657 (437 amino acids)
Molecular function (GO): zinc ion binding; nucleic acid binding
Source: RefSeq, a predicted model, not a curated record